Messenger RNA from Xyrauchen texanus (razorback sucker), 2192 nucleotides. Its product is annotated as butyrophilin subfamily 2 member A2-like. The record is from RefSeq and is a predicted model, not a curated record. Lineage: Eukaryota; Metazoa; Chordata; Actinopteri; Cypriniformes; Catostomidae. The transcript is spliced from 10 exons. Gene Ontology annotation, molecular function: protein binding. The coding region runs from base 249 to 1478 and encodes 409 amino acids.
AAUACGAGAGUUAAUCACUCCGCGAGAAAGGCUUAUUAACAAGAUGCUUGAACGCUGAUUGGACUUGAUACACACAGUCUAUCCCGUAGGCUACUGCUAUGUCGAAUCGACUACCUGAAAGACCACAAAAAGAUGCGCAAUGAAAUGAGGCUGUGAUGUAAAAAACAAAACAAAAAAUUUAGAGGAUAAUUAUUUUUCGAAAGUUUAAAUGAAAAGAUUAGUAGAAGUGUCACGUCAAUCCUGCCAAGAUGAUGAAAGAAUGCCUUCAGUUUCUCAUUGAGCCGGCCAAAAAGAUCAAGUUCCAUAUCAAGGAGACCCGGAAGCGAGUGAAACAUGUAAAGAAAGAGCCGUUAACAGAGAGUCAGUUGUUUAUUAUGGAGCUGGCACGAGAACUCAACAGGAUUUGUCAGAGAUCAGAUAUUCUGGCUCACAUCUGGACGGGAGAGGAUGUAUGGCCUCCGCACACCUGUCGAGAGUUCAUUUUGGAGACCGCAAGCAUUCUGGAGAUGAAGGAAAUUACAGAUAAGCCCAUGCAGGUGUAUGCUGAUCUACAUCCAGAAAAGCGUGACUGGAAGGGUCAUUUGCUCUGCAUGCUUGAGCAGGGCGGAGAGUAUGACAUGGGCCCCUCAAAAAGGGUCAUUAUGGACUGGACAAGAGGACAGCGUAACAGACACCCGCACGGUAUCUGGCCAGGUGAGGUGGUGUUGAUGAUGUUGGACGAUGUGGAGUUGCAGUGGAAGAAGGGUCACCUGUCACACCUGCAGUCUGCUUUGGAGCUGCUCAUAUGGGUCGUGUUGGAGGAACAUCUAGAUAAGGAACUCAUUCCAAGACUGUGGCUGGUACAAAAACAAAAGACUCAAAUGAUCGAGUGCACUGGCUACAUUCCACACACAGUGUGGAACUGGAUAUGUGAUGCAACAGUGGAGGUGACCCUUGACCCAGAGACAGCCAACCCUACCCUGGUGCUGUCUGAAGACUGCAAGCGCAUGCAUUGCGAUCCAGAGAGACGUGAGGUUUCUGGCAGUCUACGGCGUUUUGAUGGCUGGUGGUGCUGUCUCGGCUCAGAAGGUAUCUUGUCUGGACGUCAUUAUUGGGAGAUAGAAGUGGGCGACCAUGACUGGCGACUCGGGGUGGCCAAAGAAUCAGCCCUCUGCAAAGGCUACGGAACACUCAACACUCAGAGCGGAUACCUCACCCUCAGGCUGGAGAGGGGGUCGGAGCUCAAGGCCCUGACGGUUCCAGCUACCUCUUUGCCCCAGUCACUCAUCCCACAGAGGGUGGGGGUCUACCUGGACUAUGAGGAGGGCCAGCUGUCCUUCUAUGACACCAAGAGGCGAGCACACAUCUACACAUACAGUGAGAGGUUCACGGAGAGGCUUUACCCAUUGUUUGGGACUGUGGAGAUGGUGCGUGACCUGGUUAUCAGACCUGCAGACGUGAGGGAGAGAUGUCUCUGUAAAGGCCUGUGCCUUUUCUGAUCAUUUACAUUAAGCAAGAUAUCGCACAAUUCACACACACAAGCACAUAUCUGGCAUGAGGCCUCAUAAUGGAUCAUAAUUUCACUGAUCAUAAUUGCCGCAACAUAAUGUUUGGAAAUAAUAAAGAGAAAAACAAAAGCUGCAUUUUGUGGCACGCAAAAUAAUUGCUGAAUAAAAUAUAUUGCAUCAUAUUUCUGUUGUACAAGUAGUUUCAGAAAUUAAUUUUUGUUUAAAUUAGGAAAACUCUGAUAUGAUAGUUGGGAGCCUAUGAUUUUGUGGAUUGGGCUGCUCUGUGGAUACAGUGGGAUACCUCUGUCCCCCUUUGUUGUUCCAAACCCAUAUGUCUUACUUUCUUCCAUAAUGCAUGUUAGCCUCAGUCACCAAUUACUUUCAUUGUUCAGCCUAACAUCUAUUUUUGUGUUCCAAAAAGGAAAAAAGUCAUAUGGAUUUGGAACAACAUGAGGGAAAGUAAAUGAUGACAAUUCCAAUUGUUGGGUGAACUACCAUUUAAGCUUUUUCCAUGUGCUGGUACUGAUAAAACAUGUUAAACAAUUUUAUCGGAGGCUAAUUUAGUCACAAACCAAUGCAUGAGCAUUAUUAUUGAAUCAAAUGAAUUCUUGAAUUUUGCAGAAACUGAUAUUUGAAUCAUUCAACUCCAUGUUUGUUUUGCAGUAACUUAUGAAAGCAUAUAGAGGGCACUCUCAUUACUUCGAA